This is a messenger RNA of Tetrahymena thermophila SB210, 2526 nucleotides long. RefSeq lists its product as hypothetical. The record is from RefSeq and is a predicted model, not a curated record. The transcript has a single exon. Gene Ontology annotation, molecular function: protein binding. Lineage: Eukaryota; Ciliophora; Oligohymenophorea; Hymenostomatida; Tetrahymenidae.
AUGAACUAACAAGAUAUUAUAUUUUACGAAGGAGCAGUUUAGCCAAAGCCAAAGAUUUAUUGCGUUUUGCAUCCAAAUAGCGAAAUCACGCAUGGAUGUACAGUUUAGGAUUGCCAACAUCCUUUCUACUGUGGUUCUUGUUCUGCUCACUAACAUGAUUAGCAUGAUUUUUAUGCGUCUUUAAAAAAUAUAGAUUAGUUUAUUUUUGACAUUUCCUAGAAAGUUAAAGUAACAUAAUAGCCUUUCAAGUCAGUUUACAACCAAAUUUUGGGUAACACAGAUAACUUAAAUUUAAUCAAGUGGUAGGCUGAUAUUGAGCCUCAUAUCAAAAGCAUUGAAAAUUAUGUGCAUGCCCAGAAAUAGCUUAUUUCUUAAGAUAUUGUACAUAUUAGCAAUAAGGUUUAUGAAAUUAUGGAUACUUAGCGUUAGCAGGUUUUUAAAAAGCUAGAUGACUUUUUAGUUAGUUACAGAAUGCAAUUUACUGAUUUCAAGCAAUAUCAUGACCAUCUCUUCUAAAUUUUAAAGCAGAAAUAUAAGUAUUUAGGAGAUUGUAAUGCACUUAGUGCAAAAAUGAAUUCGUUAGAUGCAAAGUUGUUAGAGGAAUUUAUUUUAGAUUUGAGAGAAUCCAUUUAGCAGAGUGAGAAUAUUAUUAAAAAUUCUGGAUUUAACAUUAUAGAAAUCGAAAAAAUAUUCAAAGAUGUCAACUAAUUAACAAAUAGGCUGCCAAAUUAUAAAUAGCUUUCUGAUUUUGAAGUAGCUCCUUCAAUUUAAGGAUAGACAUCUAUCAAAAUUCUUGAUCAACUAAAGGUUUAGUUAGAAGGCCACUUCAAAGAAGCAUGUGUUAACUUCUUCUAGCCAAUCUACAAGAUUUCAAUUCCCCAAAAUUAAAUGCCGCCCAAAAAAUAUAACUUUAUGAACUUCGGCAAAUCUUCUUAGGGAAACGGAUAUCUUGAAAAUAUGCAAGGAAGCAAUGCCAAUACAACAAGAAUAAUGCCACCUCCUCUUGCUCAUUUAAAUUCUUAGCAUCAUUAACACUCUCAUAGUGCAUAAAAUGGCAGCUCUACUACAGCUAACAUUACCACAAUUCAAAAUUAUUAAAGCUAGAAUGGAGCAAAUAGUCCAAAUUUCUUUGGUUAAAAUUUUGACAAUUUGGCAAUUAGCUAAAACAGAACAAAACCUAAAAUUUUUUAAACCAAAUAAAAUAGUAGAGGGGGAGGAGUUAAUUCACCAGCAAACAACAUAGUAACUUUAAAUCUUAUGCAGAAUAGCAAUACCAAUAAUACUGCUUCCUCUUUUGCUUAAAAUUUACCAGUAAAUAUUCCUUAAUAGGUUCCUCUUUAAAGGUAAAACACGUAUGGUAACUAAGGAUUGUAGCACACAGCAAGUGCAACAAAUCUAACUUAAAACUCAUAAGCUUUUAAUACAGGUGCAAUAUUAAAUAGCAAUUAUUUAAAGCUGAAAAAAGACUUCUAAAUUAAAUUAAAUAAUAUACCUAAAUUCAUUUGCUAUCUUGCUAAUGGCUUUAUUGCUAUGGCUAGUUUAGACUCACCAAUCAGAAUCUUAGAUACAAAUAACAAUACAAUAAUUACAGGAAGUCAAAUUAUUAGAAGAGAAAUAAAAUUUUUAGCAAGUUUGCAAUCUUCUAAUGAAGGACUGUACCAAACUGAAUAUCCAACAGCUUUAAAUUUUGCAUUAAGUGAUAUUGAUUCUGUAAUCACCUUGUAUCAAUUUAGAAUUAAAACAAGAGAAAUUAUAUAAAAAAAUAACUCAAUAAUUGGAUUUUCUGCUCCUGUUUCUAGAAUAGUAGAUCUCUACCCUAUAACUAACACACCUUUACUUGCAGCAGGAGAUGAGAAUGGCGAAGUUUCAAUAUUUGAUUAUGAAAAAACAAUUGGUUAUGGUCUAGAAAAAUGCCAUGUGUCAGCUAUAAGUUAACUAAUGGUGAUGACAAGCUCUUCUAACGCUGCUAACAAAUAUACAUCUUACUCAUCUUAAUCUAAUUAGCCUAAUAAAUUUAUGUCAUUCAGCAGUGAAGACUAAGUUUUAGUAAUUUACGUAUAUGUAAAUGAAAAAUUUGAAAAAUAAUCUAUUUUUAAUGUUUCUAACUUUGGAGGAGGAGUUCUUUAUCUAAGAAAUCACCCUGAACUAGAACAAUUCGUAGCCGUCUGCAAAAAUGGAACACUCAAACAGCUUAAACUAGAAAAUAAAAAUAUUAUAGAACAAAACAUAGAUAACAGAGCAAGAGAUAUUGCUGUAUUUUCAGUGAAGGAAAGUUUGUUUGGAAAUAAAGAUUACUACUCAAUACAAAAUAGAGAUUUAACAGGAUUAAUAUUUACAAGUGAGCAAGAAAACGAUAAGCUCUCUAUUUUAAAAGCAACGAACUCCAGUCCAAUAAUCGAAAAAGAACAGACUCUCUUUACUGUGUUUUCUCCCCGUAAAAUUUUAUACGUUGACAACAAGAAUAAGUUAUUUAUUGUUAUAAACGAUGCUAACAACUAUAUUUAAGUUUACGAAAUAUAAAUUUGA